AUGGAGCCAGCACUCAUCAAGAGCGGUGCGCCAUCCUUCAGAAGACGGCUCCUAUACACAAUCCUAUAUUAUGUUCAGAUCGCCAUUCGAUUGUUUCGCCUGCAUGUCCUCAGAUACUGGCUCCAUCCCAGAGAAAAACCUAAAGUCGCUCUGUAUCACGACCGCGGGGUGGCUCUAAUCCAGUCUGUUAUCCACUUGGUCCCGCUGAGCGUCGUCGUGGCCUUUAUCGUGAUCAACAUCAAAUCGUGGUACUGGGGCGACGCAUCGAGUACGGUGCUCACAACCCUCCAGUUUGCUGCUAAGGCCUUGGAAAUCCUGAUGCAGACUUCUCUGGGAAUGAUCUUGAUGAGCUUCAUUCGCUCCCAAUUAUUCGGAGAUAGCGGUCUGCCUUUGGGAAGCCUACUAGGACCUUACAGCGUGAACGAUGUCGCGUACCUAUGGUCGUUGGAAUUCUGGGGAGGCCUUGUCUCUAAACAUGCCCGCAUAGGGCAAAGACUUGUCAUCGGGCUGGUAAUAGCAGCUUUGAUCAUCUUGGCAUCGCUAGUCGGACCGUCCAUUGCUGUUUUACUGAUUCCGAGGCCGAUAGACUAUGUAACUGGGCGCUACCUUCAGCUGUUAGAUGGACAAGCAACCAUAUUUCCCGAGCAAGUCCACUUGCAGGGGGGAAACCUCAAGAAUGAAGGUGCUUUUCGAGACGCAUUGUAUCAGCUUCUCCAAAAUCGGGAUCAAGACUUCAAGUUCAUCGAUCAGUACAAUAUGGGCCGUAUAAUGCCGUCCGCUGCUAACACACCAGUUUUGCCCCCUUCAGACUCUUCCAGUGGUCCGACCUCCGAAGACCGAGGCUGGUACGUCGGGACCCUAGGAGCGACUCUGGUAUCAAUGGCUAUGCAUUUUCCGAACUGGCAUAUCGUCGGAAAAUCAUUGAAGUCCAUAUACGCAAUACCGAUCAAGGAUUCCCUGAGGACAACUACCUUCCAAACGUAUGUGAAAGUAAUAUGUCAGUCAAGGUACUGGAGCAAAAUUUGGAAAGAAGAUUAUGCAGCAUUCGGUGAUAUAGGUCCGGAGGUUACAAACAUCACAUUUGCAGACCUUGACGAGAUCAUGUACUCGGCUGGCCCUGACAACGAUGGAAUGGAAUACGGCAUCGCUUGGUUCGCCGCACCCUUACAAGCAUCCAACCACUCCAUACUGAUGGCGAGGGGAUCUCGACCAGUGACAGAUCCCCUCAGCCAGAAUCACACUGUCGACACUUGCACUAUCGACGCCGUCUGGUUAAAGACGAACAUGAAUUCGGCUGCAGAUCGGAACUCGGAAAUAGUGAUCAACUCUGAAUUGCUUCCCGCGGACAGGCAACAGUUCGGCUACCAACCGAUCAAGAUUCCUGCCGAUUGGGCUUCAAGGGUGGUCGACAUCUUUCUGGAAAGUCAAUCACAUGUUACUGAUAUGCAGACGGAAAAGGUCUUUGCUCUGGCCUUGGCAAAUGCCGCCCCGAUUCCACAUCAUGCUUUUGGUCCGCAACCCGUAGGGUGGAAAGAUUGCCCCUCCUUGUGCUGGGGUCAACCUCUCGAAUGGCUCGAUAUGUCCCAGACACAGUACGAUGCGGCGAAAGCUUACCUCGAUUCGAAUGAGGACAUUCUUUCCAAGCACAACGAUGUCUUCUUCUACACAACCAGUAAUUGGAGCGAUCCCGAGAGCCUCUACCAUCUCGAGGUGGAGACCUACCUCCACGGCUAUGGUUAUGACAGCUCCAGGGUUCCGGUUAUCCUGUCUUUGAUAGUCUUGUCCAUAUAUGCUUUCGUGGUGAUCAUACACCUUCUGUAUACCUUUGUCACGGGCAGUGUUGGGAGAUCGUGGGAUACGCUUGCCGAGCUUCUGCUGUUGGGCCUUCACUCACAGCCUCCCGGAGUAGCGGCCACGUCUAAUACAACAGUGGGCAUUGAGACAAUGGCACCUUUUGAGGAGCCUGUCGGUGGCGCUAGGACGAGUUGA
Pestalotiopsis fici W106-1 is the source of this 1989-nucleotide messenger RNA. RefSeq lists its product as uncharacterized. The record is from RefSeq and is a predicted model, not a curated record. Bases 1 to 1989 code for a protein of 662 amino acids. NCBI's taxonomy places the organism in Eukaryota, Fungi, Ascomycota, Sordariomycetes, Amphisphaeriales, Sporocadaceae. The transcript is spliced from 3 exons.